GCGAGACUCGUUAUUACUAGAGGUGCUGGCCUCAACCUGAGUACAGCACAGUACUCGCAUCCCAAGCCGAUAUUACCGGCCAAAAUCAAAAGCCCGUCCCUGAUUCUUACCUAGGCGCAAACAACCGAACCACACCGCGCCUGCAAAAAUUAAGGCUCAUCUCUCAUAACCUUUCGGCACCACCAGCUGUCCUCUCUUCUGGAUAUCUUUGAUUUCUGAGUAAUAGCUACCAACUCAAUUCUCCUAUCGUUGGGGUUCCCAGGGGAGGAGGGGGGUAAUUGUUUUUGCCACCAACAGCUAUGCCCGGGGGACAGACUCAUCUAAGCUCUAAACCAGGAUCUGGUGUCAGUGAACAGGCUUUGCAGCCCUAUAAGGCAGGCUUUGGAGGCAUGCCCCGGAGACGCCUUACGAUGCUCAUGACUUUCCAGGUUAUUACCAAUAUGAAAGUGGAUGUAGCCCAAUUAAGAACAAUUGCGGCAGUUGCGGAUUUCCAGCUCAAAAACAUCAAAUCCUUGUUCGAUGAGGUGAAGAGAGACCUUAAGGAUCUUGGUAACAAGGGUGAUAGGAAGAUGGACAAAACAGAAAUAAAACAGACUCCACAAGUGGGAAAGUUAUGCAGUAGGCCUAAUAUCGUAGUUUGCAUACAAUUUACAUAGAUCGAGGCUUCAAGAUGAUAGUGUUUACUAU
Messenger RNA from Tuber aestivum (summer truffle), 687 nucleotides. The record is from the annotation of a GenBank genome assembly. Lineage: Eukaryota; Fungi; Ascomycota; Pezizomycetes; Pezizales; Tuberaceae.